Messenger RNA from Myxocyprinus asiaticus (Chinese sucker), 3684 nucleotides. Its product is annotated as UV excision repair protein RAD23 homolog A-like. Gene Ontology annotation, biological process: proteasome-mediated ubiquitin-dependent protein catabolic process; nucleotide-excision repair. The transcript is spliced from 10 exons. The record is from RefSeq and is a predicted model, not a curated record. Lineage: Eukaryota; Metazoa; Chordata; Actinopteri; Cypriniformes; Catostomidae. Gene Ontology annotation, molecular function: damaged DNA binding; ubiquitin binding; proteasome binding. Gene Ontology annotation, cellular component: cytosol; nucleoplasm. Bases 199 to 1470 code for a protein of 423 amino acids.
CUGUCCAUGUACUUUUUGGGACUACUGUAUGUCCAUGUCUCCAUGUGUCUUGUCCAAUUCAGCAAGUAGAUGGCGUCUUCCCAUAUGAACUCCAGCAGCAGCACCAUCUCUCCUAAAGAUAGCUGAGUCACAUCGCCACAUACUCUCACAGAGAACACUUCCCAGGCUGUAUUUCGAGGGCUCUCACGCUCGAACACAAUGCUGACGAUCACGCUGAAGACCCUUCAGCAGCAGACGUUUAAAGUGCAGAUAGAUGAGGAGUUAACGGUAAAGGCUCUAAAAGAGAAGAUCGAGGAGGAGAAGGGGAAAGAUGCUUUUCCAGCUGUCGGACAAAAACUUAUCUAUGCAGGUAAAAUCUUGAAUGAUGAUAUACCUCUAAAAGAAUACAAAAUAGAUGAGAAGAACUUUGUUGUGGUGAUGGCUACAAAGCCCAAAUCUGCUGAUCCCCCACCAGCCUCGGCCCCCCCGUCAGCGGCUCCAGCUCCAGUUAUGGCACCCCUCCCCGAUACCCCCGUCCAUACACCCUCAGCUCCCGCAGAGCCACCGGCAACUCCCUCAGUGUCUGUAUCAACCCCUGCUCCUGCCCCUGUGGAGCCAGCGCCAUCAGUAGAGUCAACCGCGGCACCUGUUACAGCGCCCCCUGCAGCCUCGAAUGUUGGAGCAGAAUCAACCGAGUCAGUAAGCGCGACUCCAGCACCAGACUCAGAGGAGGGGGACCCGGCAGCUCAACAGGAGCAAGCCAUCGCCCAAUCAGAGGCCAGCGUCAUGGAUGAAUUGGGUCUUUUAGAAGCAGCCGCAUCAAUACUAGUUACAGGUCAGGCGUAUGAGAAUUUAGUGACAGAAAUCAUGUUGAUGGGUUAUGAGAGAGAACAGGUGAUCGCCGCCCUGCGGGCAAGUUACAACAAUCCGGACAGGGCAGUGGAAUACCUGCUAAUGGGUAUUCCCACAGAACCCGAGCAGCCUCUUCAGGAGGUAGUGCGGCCCACCCCUGUGUCGAACCCCAACCCCCCUGCACCACAGCAACCUCAGGUGCCACCUGCCUCUGUAGCUGGUGCAGAAUCUGGAGUUGCACAGGCGACAGGAAACCCUCUGGAGUUCCUCAGGACCCAGCCGCAGUUCCAGCAAAUGCGACAGAUCAUCCAGCAGAACCCGGCGCUACUGCCUGCACUGCUGCAGCAACUGGGCCGAGACAACCCGCAACUCCUGCAGCAAAUCACGCAACACCAAGAACGGUUCGUGCAAAUGUUGAACGAGCCACAAGCAGGGGAGCCUGGAGACGGAGCUGCGGAGGUCCAGGCCGCGCCCCCGACAAACUACAUCCAUGUCACGCCACAGGAGAAGGAAGCAAUCGAGAGGUUAAAAGCCCUGGGAUUUCCAGAGGGACUCGUCAUCCAAGCGUACUUCGCCUGCGAGAAAAAUGAAAACCUUGCUGCGAACUUCCUACUUCAGCAGAACUUUGACGAUGAGUGAAUUUUACUGUGGGACACGACAACGCUUGGAGGCAACCGAGAGAAUUCAAGUGCUAGGCCGCAUGUUGCGUGUUUGUGCUUGAAUGUGUGUGUUACGAAAAAUCGAAAAGUUGACUGGUCUUCCAUGGUGAUUAUCAUGGAGUUAAAAAUGAAGCCAUGAUGUGAUGUUUAAAUCGGAGCACAGCUUAUUAUUAUAAUUUUUUUGAUGAUAGAUAUAAAUGAUCCUCGAUAAUGAGGUUUCUGUUGUCUGUCUGGUUUCAGCUGCUAUCACUACUGUGUGUGUUGAGCGAGUUUUCGUUUAUCACAGUUAAAACCCUGCCAAAAAACCUCUGAAGGUAAUUUAUAAUUACUCAGUUAGUUCUACACAUCCCUUACGCAUUUGUUUAUUAAAUAUUUUUAGCCAAUCUGCUGACACUUAUACCUGCCGAUACAAGUUUAGUACACUCAACUCCAUUUAAUCACUGCAUGGGUAUUUUGGUAUUCUUUUUAUUUUAUUUUAUCCCCUUUCUCUCCCAAUUUGGAAUACCCAAUUCCCACUAUUUAGUAGGUCCUCGUGGUGGCGCGGUUACUCACCUCAAUCCGGGUGGCGGAGGACAAGUCUCAGUUGCCUCCGCUUCUGAGACCGUCAAUCCGUGCAUCUUAUCACGUGACUCGUUGUGCAUGACACCGCGGAGACUCACAGCAUGUGGAGGCUCAUGCUACUCUCCGCAAUCCACGCACAACUUACCACACGCCCCAUUGAGAGCGAGAACCACUAAUCGCAACCACGAGGAGGUUACCCCAUGUGACUCUACCCUCCCUAGCAACAGGGCCAAUUUGGUUGCUUAGGAGACCUGACUGGAGUCACUCAUCACACCCUGGAUUCAAACUCGUGACUCCAGGAGUGUCUAGGCCCCUUGGUAUGUUGAUAUUCUUAAAUUAACCCAUGUUAAAAAUAAUAAUAAUAAAAUCAAUAAAAAAACAGAAAAGUAAAAGCUUGUAGAUUAUGUCUACAUUCCAAAAAAGUUCUUGAUACAAGACGGAAAGGACAGAUUUUCGAGGAAUGUUAGUUUUGUGACAAUCCAGUUGACUACUUACAGUAAUUAGAUUUUAUUUCAAAUUUUCUUUUAAAUCUAUUUUCCCUUCUGUUAUUUCUAUUUGUAAAGUACUUGUUCUCUUUAAGACAGCAUAGUGAGUGAAAACUAGUUCAGUAUGCAUUAGUACCUGAAUUAACAGUGAUUUUGAACAGAGCCCGAAAUGCUGCAACAGUCGUAGGUAUUUUAUUUAGUGAGGCAACAGAAUGUGGUUUAGUGUGUCAGUAUCUUUAAACCCUCAUAAUAUAUGCAUUAACUUAAAACAUAAAUAUAUUCAAGUAAAGGAGAAUAGUGUUAAAGGAAUAUUCCGGGUUCAAUACAAGCUCACUCGACAGCAUUUGUGGCAUAAAGUUUUGUUUCAACCUCUUUUUCUUUUGAAAAAAAGCAGUGAAACACAUACAGUGGAGGUGAAUGGGGCCAAUCCGUAAUGUUAACGUUUCAAAAGUAUAGCCACAAGACCUAAAUAUGCAUGUAAACAUGAUUAAGUGUGAUAAAAUCGCUUACAAACCUUUUCCGUGUAAAGUUAUAUCCAAUUUUACAACUUGAAUAAUUAACGUAAGUGCUUUUAUAAAAUUAUAAUCUUCAAAUUUCUGCCUUUAAACUCUCCAAAAAUCGGCCCCAUUCACUGCCAUUGUAAGUGUCUCACUGUAACGUCAAGGGACGAGUCGAAAUACAUUUUUGUGUUAACAUUAUGCCACAAAUGCUGAUCUUAACUUGUAUUGAACCCAGAAUAUUCCUUUAAGAUAGUGCCAAACUUCGACAAAAUGAGAUUCAAGAGAUGGACACAAUUACAGAUAGUUAGCUAGCUGCAAACAUCAUAGUGCAAUUCUUAAGAUGGAUGCAGAAUACAUAAAUAUUUUUUAAAUUUGAAAUUGUGUGUACUGGUUUUUGCGCCCAUUUCUUUAAGGUAGAAUACAGUGUGUUCUGAAGGCUACAGGAAAGACACGUGUCCUGUUUACACUACCAGAUGCAGUUUUAAUUUCUUUGUCAGUGUUUUAAAUUAUUUUGCAUCUGUGGAGAAAUUGAUGUGUGAUGAAUAAAUUCAAAAUGCAUCUGCAGAAAAGAGUUUGUUGAGUGGUUUAUGAAUGUAUUGUUUCAGUGGUGUGUGAAAUAAAUUGCAUUUACAAAGCUUCUUUAAAGUC